CUUUUCCUUGUACCCGCAUGCCAGGCAGUGAGGUGAGGUGCCCCGACCUGACCCCUCUGCGCAUUCCCAAAGACCGGAGAUGUGGGGUCAUCGAACCCCGCCAAAAAAAGCUUCGCAAACCGUUCACCAAUCGACGUGCCCUUGGACAACAACGAACAACACCCUGCACGCUGUAUGGAAAACAACGACAGUCAACGAGAGGCAAGAUUCAGGAGGCUACACGACCGAAGAAUAGUUCAAGGUGAAUUGAUAGGUGCUGCUAUGGCUAACCGCAACCCUCCUGAAUGGGAGAAACGAGCAUAUGAUAGUCAAGUUAUCUACAUGCGCUCCCCCACGACAAAUGGAAACAACUCGACGUCCAUCUCCAGAAUUGGGUGCGUGGUGGAUCAGCACAUCAUCGCCUCACUAGCCCGGGCCCGAACCAUCUUCACAAGUUGCAAAGAAGAACUUGAAGCCAGUCCGGAUGUGGUUCAAAACAGCGGUCAACUCCACUUUUCUUGGCCACCCCAACGAACUGGCCAACACUUAAUCUAGUGUAUUGUAUAGCUUCCAUCAAGCCAUCUCGACACG
Messenger RNA from Neurospora hispaniola, 570 nucleotides. RefSeq lists its product as uncharacterized. The transcript has a single exon. Lineage: Eukaryota; Fungi; Ascomycota; Sordariomycetes; Sordariales; Sordariaceae. The coding region runs from base 175 to 534 and encodes 119 amino acids. The record is from RefSeq and is a predicted model, not a curated record.